Molecule: messenger RNA, 2199 nt
Organism: Fusarium vanettenii 77-13-4
Lineage: Eukaryota; Fungi; Ascomycota; Sordariomycetes; Hypocreales; Nectriaceae
Exons: 4
Coding region: 1-2199 (732 amino acids)
Molecular function (GO): protein binding
Source: RefSeq, a predicted model, not a curated record
AUGGGUGACUUGUCGACGCUGGCCAAUGGCUUUAGCGUGAUCGGUCUGGCGGAUGUGGUCUGCCGUGCAUCCAUCCAGCUUUAUGACUUGAUACAGGGACUUCGAAACGCUCCAGCAAGACAGCAGCGAUAUCUGGGUAUCCUAAGAGACCUUACGCUCACCGCUACUCGAGUACGACUUUGGGUCGAGAGUCAUGAGAGGUCCACAUCCUCCCUGGGCGAGGGCCAACACGAGCUGCAAGGGGUAUCGACAAUUCUCAAGGGUUCCGAGGAUCAGAUUCGGCAAUUGACAAGCUCUCUUACCCCAUCUACAGCUUCAACUUGGCUCGGUCGAUGGCGAUCAGUGGCCGGUUUUGUUUGGGACGAGACGUUAUUCCAAGAAGCUUUCGAUCUGUUGGAAAAGAAUAACAACUGCUUAUGCAUCUUGCUCCAACUUUGCUCAAUAAAGAAUGGAGUUAGUCUUAGCAGAGAAAUGAAAACCGUGAGCACGAACUUUCAAGAACUUCGGAGUGUGCUGCUCAGUUCGGGCACCACCAUUCGCCAAGACCUGGGCGCUCUCAGGGACCAGAUCCAGCUGCGUGCUAGGAGCACACCAUCCAAUGCAGAGUUUCAACUGUUAUCCCAGCAGAUUGGCGAGUCAAGCGAACAACUGAAGAAUCUCCUGGAUGACCAGCGUCUUCACUAUUCAAAUUUGGACAACGCCCUUGUUCGUCAGGCAGACCUCCAGAAGUCCCUUUUAUCGGCACUUGAAGUCGCCAGGAAGCCUGCUUUCAUUGUCGCCGCCACUCAGAUGAUUGAGGCAAAUUUAGUACGGCCGGCACCAGCACUUGAUUCUUCGAGUCAUCCCAAUACCAUGUUUGGUAUACGAAAUCCUCAUCAAGUUUUGCUGUCACUGCUGCUUAUCCGUCCAAGGCUGGUGUCUUGUAUCCAGCAGAUGGCCAACGUAGGCAGAAUGCAUCUUUCACAGCCCGAAGUCUCAUGGGUGAAGUCGGAAUUUGAACUACUCCAGCGUUCGGCGGCUUUCCUACUUGCAGAUCCAACGGCGAAGGAGAAGGAUAUGUGGUCUUGCAAACCCCAAGCCUACACGUUCCAGCCUCGGUCCAAAGACGUUCAAUUUCGCCACAAAUACGCCGAUAGGACUGCUGGAGGCCUUCUCAUUACUGACAGCUUAGUGGCCUACGAUGGAGCGAGAGAGUCUCAAGAUGCAGCCAAGUUCCAUGGUUACCGGUUUGCCUGCAUAACAAAUCCACCAGACUGCGAGCCCUCUGGACUUUUAGCAGUAUUCCAUCGAAAGCAAGAUCUUUUGAUGACAAGAAGUCCUCAGAUCACUCGAAGUUUGCGGGAGUUAACCAUUAUACCUCAAGACUCGCCGAUCUAUCAGUUCGUAAUCGAAAACAAUGUUGACAAAAUGUGCGAGAUAUUCAGUAAACGGGAAGCAUCGCCGUUUGACUACACACAGGACGGGAUGUCCCUGCUUGCUGUCGCGGCACUCUCUCUCAAUACUGAAGCGGUCGAAUUUUUGCUUCAACAAGGAGCCGAUCCGUGUAAUUGUAUUCUCGACGAAUCGGGCGCCCAUGACAUUUGGGAUGUGCUAACCAACAACGUUCCCGGCAGAGCCAGCGACGGGGAACUUUUCUACGCGGCAGAAAGGCUACGACAAACAGCAAAUCUUCUAUCCAAGAGGGGUCUCGAUCUGCCAGAAGAGACUGCGGGUCCUCAAAUGUGGAUAAGCUUAAGGGUGGCUGCAUACUUCGAUUCGGAGGAGGCUCGGACUUAUCGUGUAAGAGUUGUGAAGUGGUCACAAUGCCGCGAUCUCAUACAUGACCAGUACUCAUGUUUACCCUUCAUUGAAGAUUUAAGGGAGAGACUGGAUAGUAUGACAAAGGCAGAGGAAGGGUCUUUGGUUUUCAUGUCAGACUCUAAAAGCCUUCUCCGUCCUGUGCUGGAACGCGUUGCUCUCUGUUACUCCGACGCUGCAAAGCGAAAGUUCAAUGCUGGUUUGGAGUUCAUUCACAAGGACUCGGUGCAGGUGGAGAUCACGCCGAGAGUUCUGGGAGAUUUGGCUGCACUUGAGAAUAAGACGAGAGAAGCUGAGGGGACUUUGAAUUGUUGCGACCUCACAAAGUGGUUUUUUACGGAGCUGCUGGAAAUACUCAAGAAAGGGGCAGUCCAUCGCACUGAUAGCUCUCCCCCCUGGUAG